Pangasianodon hypophthalmus (striped catfish) is the source of this 10245-nucleotide messenger RNA. It is a transcript of the gene lrp8, whose product is annotated as low density lipoprotein receptor-related protein 8, apolipoprotein e receptor. Gene Ontology annotation, molecular function: calcium ion binding; protein binding. NCBI's taxonomy places the organism in Eukaryota, Metazoa, Chordata, Actinopteri, Siluriformes, Pangasiidae. The record is from RefSeq and is a predicted model, not a curated record. The coding region runs from base 129 to 3092 and encodes 987 amino acids. The transcript has 19 exons.
CCAUUCAAAUGGGUAGUGGAGCGGCGGCGAGUCCGGCGAGGUGAAGCACAGUGGAGGAGGAACUGGGAAGCGGAGAGCAGGGCUGCGUGUUUCCGUCUCAUAUGAGUGCAGAGCCUCCAGCGUGAAGCAUGCGGACAGGACUAGGAAAACUACUGCUUUUACACGUGUUCCUCAUGGAGACUUUCUACUCUAAAGGGAGUGAGACAGCUUGUGAAACGGGCCAGUUCCGGUGUAGAAACGGCAGGUGUAUUCCCACACCGUGGCGAUGCGACGACGACGACGACUGCUCGGACAACAGCGACGAGGAGCACUGCCUGAAGACCACAUGCUCUUCGGCAGACUUUACCUGUAAGAACGGACAGUGUGUGCCAGCUCGCUGGAAGUGUGACGGAGAGCCUGAAUGUCUAGAUGGAUCUGACGAGGAUGAAUCUACCUGCAGUCGGCAGACAUGUCCACCUGAGAAGUUUGACUGUGGUGGCAACACAAACAAAUGUGUGUCUCUGUCCUGGCGCUGUGACGGAGAGACAGAUUGUGAAAAUGGAGCGGAUGAGGAACACUGUGCUGCUGAUGCGAAGGUUUGUCCGCCGAAAGAGUUCCAGUGCCGGAACGGCAUGUGUGUGGCCCCCAGCUUCAUCUGUGAUGGUGAUGAUGACUGUGGAGAUAACAGCGAUGAAGAGAAGUGCACUUCAAGCACAGCCAGCACAUGCAGCCCUCAGGAGUUCCGCUGUAACAACUCUGAGUGUAUCCCAGCUCUGUGGAGCUGCGACGGCGACCCUGACUGCAGAGAUAAAUCAGACGAGUCGGUGGAGCGCUGUACCAGCAGGAACGAGCCGCAGAAGCCAAGCUGCCUGGCUGGAGAGUUCCAGUGUGGCAGCGGAGAGUGCGUGCAUCUCAACUGGAAAUGUGACGGGGACCCAGACUGCAAGGACAAGUCCGAUGAGACAAACUGUCCUCUGCUUACCUGCAGGCCGGAUCAGUUUCAGUGUGGCGAUGGCUCCUGCAUUCACGGCACUAAGCAGUGUAACCGUGUGCACGAUUGUCCAGACUUCAGUGAUGAAGCAGGCUGUAUCAACAAGACUACUAAAUGUGACGGGCCGCUGAAGUUCAUGUGUAAUAACGGAGAGUGUAUUGACAGCAACAGGGUGUGUGACAACGUCAAGGACUGUAAGGACUGGUCAGACGAGCCUAUGAAGCAGUGUGGCCUCAAUGAAUGUGCCAAUAACAAUGGCGGCUGCUCUCACAUAUGCAGGGACCGGCGGAUAGGCUACGAGUGCGAUUGUCCCUCAGGUUACACACUGCUGGAUCAGAGGACUUGUGGAGACAUAGACGAAUGUGAGAACCCAGACACCUGCAGUCAAAUUUGCAUCAACUACAAAGGUGACUACAAGUGUGAAUGCUAUGAGGGUUACGAAAUGGAUCCAGUUUCCAACACGUGCAAGGCUGUUGGACAAAGUCCAUACCUGAUUUUCACCAACCGGCAUGAGAUCCGGCGGAUUGACCUGGUGAGAAGGGACUACACGCAGGUGGCGCCCACCCUAAAAAACGCUGUGGCAUUGGACGUGGACGUCACCACAAACAAGAUGUACUGGUGUGACCUUUUCCAUCGCAAGAUUUUCAGCGCGUAUAUCAACAAAGCCAGUAACUCAUCUGAGCAGGUCACGCUCAUCGAUUCAGCACUACAUUCUCCAGAAGGCAUAGCUGUGGAUUGGGUCCAUAAUAACAUCUACUGGACUGACUCCGGACACAAAACCAUCUCCGUUGCCACUGCUGAUGGCAGAAAGAGAAAAGUGUUGGUUGACAGUGAGCUGAGUGAACCAAGGGCGAUUGCUCUUGAUCCCAGACAAGGGUUCAUGUACUGGUCAGACUGGGGCAUGCAGGCGAAAAUUGAGAAGGCUGGGCUGAAUGGUGUGGACCGCCAAGUGCUGGUCUCCGAGCAGAUUGAAUGGCCUAAUGGGAUUACUUUAGAUUUGUCCAGCAGACGUCUGUACUGGGUAGACUCCAAACUCCACCUCAUCUCCAGCGUGGACCUGAACGGAGAUAAUCGCAGGAUUCUGCUCUCGUCUACAGAGCACCUGGGCCAUCCGUUCGCCCUCACGCUGUUCGAGGACCGAGUAUAUUGGACAGAUCUGGAGGAUGAGGCUAUCUACAGUGUGAACCAGCUAACAGGCCACGAUAUAUCCAUGCUGGCGCAGCACCUGAACAGCCCGCUGGACGUGGUGGUGUUCCAUGAGCUCCGGCAGCCCAAAGCUCCAGACAGCUGUAAUAUGGGGAGUUUGCCCAACGGAGGCUGUGAGUACCUGUGUCUGAGAGCUCCACAGAUCACAGAGCACUCACCCAAAUACACGUGCGCCUGUCCUGAUGACGCUGAGCUCGGCCCAGACAUGCGCCGCUGUGUCACAGUACCAAAGCCCAAGACUACAACAACUACACCCUCUAUGACUACAACAGCAGAGGCUUCUACACCUUCCUCACCACCAUCGACCACUCCAACAUCGACAACUACCACCAGUACGACGUCAUCAACUCCAACUGCAACAACUGCUUCAAGCACGACCGCUCCUUCUACAACACACAGCACCACAGCUUUAUCUCUGUUAACCACACCACCUUCCACCACCGUGUAUUCAACUCCAUCACCAUCUUCCAUGAAAAGCAGCACUCAGAGCAGCACCACCCCACACCGGCAACAUCCUAUCUCCACCCAGAAUGCAACAGACAGCAGCCAAACACCCAGAUCUACCACCGUCUCUCAAAAAGACAGACCAAACAGCGGGGACAGCAACCUCUCACACCGUGCUGCGGGUGGACACUUCCUCCUAGCGAACAACAUCACUGUGGCAGUUCUGGGUGUGGUCAUCCCUAUAGUUCCUAUCCUUGCCACAGUGGUCCUCACCCUGGCGUGCACCGGAGGCUACCUGGUCUGGCGCAACUGGAGGCGGCGCAACACCAAGAGCAUGAACUUCGACAACCCAGUGUACCGCAAGACCACCGAGGAAGACGACGAUGAGAUCCACAUUGGCCACAGCGAACAGAUCGGCCACAUCUACCCAGCCCGCGUGGCGCUCAGUGUGGAAGAUGACGGAUUACCCUGAGGUUGUUUUCUCCUCCCCUCCCUCUCUCCAUCCCUGUGUCCAUCCAUCCACUUGUUUGGGGCCCUUGGUCUGGUGGGGAGACUGCAGCACUGCACAGCGAGGCACAGAGAGAGCAGGACACACACAUACACACACACACACACACACUCGCUGUCUGUGGUGCAAGUGCUAUGUGACACACAGGAAUUUUGCUUUAGAAGCUGUGUAGUUCCUCUCAUUGAUGAGAUACUAACACUAACCUGUAUGUCUUUUAGCUCUACUCUUUAUUACUGCAUCUCCAGCAGGAACCCUAGUAAUCGUUCCCCUUUAAUAAUGACUAACUUUAUAGAACGCUGCUUCAUUAAGUAGAUGCUGAGUCAUUAUAUUACUGGUGUAAACUUGCAAAGUGUGUGGGCUGCAGGGGCAGGAGUGUGUGUGUGUCUGUGGGUCUGUGUGUGUGUGUUUGUGUGUGUGCGUCUGUGGGUUGGUGUGGGUGUGGUGUGUGUGUGUGAGAGAGAGAGACAGUGACUGAUCUGCUUUGUUAGCACUGGACCAUUUUAAGAUGAAGAUUUUUUGUGGAAAUAAUUGAUCCUUACACACUGUAAAUUUCUGAUGCAACACUACAGUAUAUUAUUUGAUGUCUGCAGGCAGGACUUAGAUGAAAUAAGAAAGGAAUUAUGCUGUAUUAAAAAAACAGUAAAUAAGACAUAAAUGGUCAUGUCAUUCCUUGCAGCAGUCUUCUAGCACCACAUCAGCUGUAUUGAGAUGUCUUCCCUAGGUAACGGAGAGUUUUAGGGAUCUGAGGAUUUUAGGAUUUGAGGUUGAAAUUGUAUAUGUGUCUUUAGAACACCAACAACAGGGCUUCCAUGUCCAAAAGCCUGUCUCUCCUGCGUUCUUACCGGUCGCAUCGUCAUCAACGUACACUGACAAAUGUACACUUUCCUGUUCCUGCUCCUGAGGUUUAUGCUGCUCUCCACUUUGGUGUACACUCUCAGAUCAUUUAGCGUUCCUUGUUGCUGGGAUGGUUGCCUCAAUUGCAGGGGCGUGGGAAUGUGUUUUACUUGGGGGUGUUGGAAUUCAAGCAACAUACAUGUGGCAAGUGCUAUGACAUCACACCCAAUAGUCAAUCAUAUGUGUUGCUUAUAAUACAAUAUAUUAUACCACAGCUUGGUUAAAUUCUUGAAUCAGAAGUUGAUUAAUCUUCUAUAACAGCACAGGUGUGAAUAUUUACAACUCUAUCGUAAAUGAUAGGUUUAUAUAAAUGUGCUUGUUCUAAUAUAUUACUGUUCCUGUAACAGCUCAUUCACAGGGACUUGUGUGACUUGAUUACAUAAUCUAAGCCUAAUGAUAAAUGGAUUAAAACCAUAACAAAGAAAAGCAUAUAAUCGUUGAUAUGGUGAAGUUUUCUGUUUGGAGACGUUUAUUUAACAUUUAUGGAAAAGUCAGUAAAUGUAAAAUUUUGUAAAAGUCAGUAAGUUUCGAAGCAUAGGAGUUACUUCUUGUUAUCUCUUACAUUAUAGCAGGUAUAUACGGUCAUUCCCUCUCUUUCUCUCUCUAUCUUUAAGUUAAUGAGACCAAAAAUGCAGCUUGUCAUGUUACAGAGAAACUAGAAAGUGCAAAGUACUCUUUUUGGACUUUCCAUAACAUUGAAUGUAACUAUAAACAAUUAAAAAGUGCAAUGUGUGGUGCAUUAAUAAAUUUAAAAAUCAUUGGAAAAAUCACUUUGGUGUGAAAAGGAUUAGACAACAGUUAGUUCCAGUCUAUUAAUUUGAUUGGUCAAGUGGUGUUCCAAAAGUGCUUAUGUUUCCUAUAACCGCACUGGGACAUUUCACUGUGUGUAUCACUCCGCUCGUCUGUGUUCACUACAUAAAAUUCCACUUCCUAGUUCGAAACGGUUACUACAGUAGUGUUAGCGCCAUCAUCAGUGGACACGGCAAACGAUGCAUUUUUCAUAAAUAUAAUUUUUGUCUUAAAAUAUGAAAGCUGAUCAGUUGAAGAUGAAAAGUAGAGAAGGGAUGCCAAUUUUAAGGGAAGAACCUUUAAUGAGAAUGUACAAAUAAUUGUGAGCUAGUUAGCCAGCUAGCCGAUGUGCUAAAAAGUGAGUGUGGCUUCUUUGGGGUCUAUUUCCGCGAGCGGAGUAGAACUAAACAGAACAUUUGGCCAUGUUGUGUCUGAAAUGUCACUUACUCAAUAUUAAUUACUUGUUUAUAAAACUGUUGUAUAAAAGCAAUAUUGCAGAACUGUGAUUAGCUGCGGCACUCAGCCUGCGCACUUGUGCCUACAGCCAAAUCACAGCCGUGCUGAUAUUCAGUAUAACUGCACUCUUGCUCGUGUGAUAUUGCUUAAUUCUAUUUACGCCAUACAAACCCAAAAACUACGCUAAACACUCAAUUAUAAAGGUUUUUAAGCAUUUUUUUUUUGUUUCUUUAUCUAUAUUAUUAUUAUUAUUAUUAUUAUUAUUAUUAUUAACAGUUGCAGCACUUUAUGAAAAUGACUCUCAGCACCACCACUUCCACGUCCUUGCUCAGUGAGAAAUCUUUUGUACCUUUAGUAUGUGUCUUAUGCUUGGAAACAUGGAUUUAGUCUUUUAAGGCACAUAAAUGGAGCAUAAUUAGUUUUUAGAAAAACACAUUAAAAAACUGUAAAGCAUUAAAGGUAUACUAUAUACACCUUUCUAGCUAAAAGACAGGCUAACAUAUUAAAAGUACCCUUAAAGAUACCAACCCAGUGACAAGGAAAAGUUUUUUCUGAGAGUGUAUGAUUUUUACCUGUUGUUCGUUGACUUUUUUUGUGCUCUUUGUGUGAUUCAUAGCAGAAAUAUAUCGGUUUUUUCUUCAGACAAUGUAGGUUUUGUUUCUUCAUUCUGCGUCGCUUGUUAUAGUCACGAUGUCAGCUUGCUUUCCCUGAGUAGUGAAGCUCAGGGGAAAGUUAGCUAGUUAGCCAGCUAUGAACUGAGAAUUUGUGGUGUAUUAGGUUUUACAUAAUGUCCAGUGAGUAAACAUAUACAAUAUAUGAACAUAUACAGAGCAGCUGAGAGGGGAAAAAAAAUAAAACUGAACAGGAUGGAGGUAUGCCAUGUUAGAUAAGGUCAUGUCCUGACCUGACUUCAUGCUGGAUUUCAUUCAUGCUGUGCUUGUCUUAGAUCACUGACAUAUAAAAACAAAUGAAAUCUGAGUUACAUGCCCAGUAAUCAGAUUUAAAACCACAUACGACCGUGAAUUCCUUUCUUGUUCCAAAAUGAAAAUGGGAAAACAAGCAAAGAGCUUUUUGUUUUAUUUUUGUAAUUCCUGGCACACAAUAAAUUCAAUAAAAUUAUUUUGAAUAAUAUAUUGGCAUAUUUUAAUUAUUUCUUAAUUAUUUCUACCACUGAAUUCAUGGCCACUGAAAGACAUUUCAGUGUGAACAGAGUCGACCUGGAAGUACAUGUAGGCUCCAGACCAUACAGGCUUUAUUCUGUUUAUAUACAUACAUACAUAUAUAUAUGUGUGUGUGUAUGUAUGUAUGUAUGUAUGUAUAAAAUAUUCUUUAUAUUGCAACACCUGGAAAAUCCUGCUGAUUUUAUUGAGGAGAAAUAUGAGAUUUUUGUAAUAUUUAUUGUUUAUUUAUUGUUAUAACAAUUUGUAAUAUCUUUUUUUUUAUGAUCUGGUUUUAGACCAGAUCUUUUUUGAACGUCUAAUUUCUUUUUUUUUUUUUUUUAAUUUUGAAACAAAAAAAAACCUUGAAUGUCUGAUUUUGAGAUCUUUCCUGCUGAAAUCAGAUUUGAGAGAGCUGAUUCCUCCAGUAUCUGUUGUAUAUAACCUACUGAAGAUGGCACAGUUAACCACGUUGACUGUUAAUGUCUGAGAGAUUAAUUGUAGAUCACAGUGCACUAUCAAAUAUUCAUGAGAUCGUUGGUGGACAUGGCAGUAGAAAAUGUUGAGUUGAUCUGAGCACGUGGGCUUCCUGCACAUAUCCGGGUCCAGAUUAAUGAGUCCAGAUUACUAGAUUAAUGAGCGCUCGUUUAUUUCUGUAACACUCGUCCCUGCAUGACCCAGGAUCACGAGUUGUACAUACAGAAAUAGCUCUAUAUUCAAUUCAGAUUUAUUUUUGUAUAACAGUUUUUGACGUCAGAGAUUUAAGACAAGAAGCGCAUGAGAAAAAAAAACAGCAUGAGGUCAGGAGAUGAUCCAGGUUUCAUUACAAGAGGAAUUUUUGCUAACUGCCCAAGUGACUGAUGCCAGUUGUUGAAAUUCACAUACAUGGGAGUGACUUGGGAUGUCACACACUAGUAUGAGGUAUAAACCUAAAACAUAGACCAGCAAUCCAUCAAAAAUCUCAGAGGAGAUGAACUGAAGAAGAUCUUUUUCCUGACAAUACCCCCCACUUUGUACUGUGAUUAAUCCCAAAUCCUGCUCUAGUAGGAUUGUGAAAAAUGGAAAUGGCAUAACCAUAACCGUGACCAUGACAGACACCCUCUCAUGAUACUGUUCCAUUAGCUGAAAACUACUGCUUACAUGAAUAUCACAUGGCAUCAAUCAACUAUCUUACUUCCUUUCUUUUGAAAUAAGUUGGCAUUUUUUGUUAAACAUUAAAAAAAAGAGUAGACAUUUUCUAAAUCUAAGCUGCUUUUAAAUAACCUGACUAGCAAAAACAGGCUGUUUUUUAUUAGAUAAGCUAGCUGGCUAGUAGGAUUGUAACUGGAGUAACUAGUAGGAUUGUAACUGGAGUAACUAGCAGGAUUGUAGUUGGAGUAGCCGAACCUAGCUAGUAGGCUAGUUAGUUAGUACGGCUCUAUAAAAUGUCUUUUAUAGUCUUAGUGUGGAAUCCCAUCUUUAUUUUAUUUAUCACUGCAGUAGCUAAACAUUUCUUGCAUAAUUCAACUUGGAUAGAGACCUCAAGGACCUUUUUUUUGUAAGAGGGACCACAACGGCUAAUCAGCAAGUAAGAACCGUGGAAAAUCUGACACAAUUUGACUAUGAUAUUCUGAAGAAAAAAAAAAACGCUUUUAAUUGUGGCGUAACUGCUGAGAGGUAAUUGUGGUGUAACUGCUGAGAGGUAAUAUUUUGCUGCUGGUGUUGAAUCAGAAGUGCUGGUAGGCAUUUAGAUUUGAUAAUGCAUUUUAUUUCAUGACAUGGAAGCAAAGUGUGAGAAACAAGUGGCUUAGUGUAAUGUAGAGCUUGUACAGCUUAUUCAGUAAAUUAAACAUUAAUUUCAGACAUUUUGUGGCUACAUCAAGAUGUGUUUUGUGCUGUAUGUUUCCUUAAAUGUGAGACCCCGUGUCCACAUGUGAGACUAGAAUUUCACACUAUUUUUACAUAAGAACUGUUGCAGUAGUGAAAAAUGCUCCACUGGUCAAUCUUAUGUACAUGAUACAGAACGAGACGUGGUUCUGUACUCGCACAGAACUCACACAGAACUCGCCCAGAGCUGUGCUUCAUGUCAAGUUUUUGUUUGCACUGCAGAGGUUUUAACACUGAAAGCAAUGAAGUGGUGGUGAUUUUUUUUUUUUUUUUAACAUGUAGGCUUUAUGGACUUCUCCUCACUCUUCCUGAAUCAUACUUCCAAUACAUUUUUUGACAAUAUGUCUAAUGAUUAGAACGAUGUACUUCUAAGAUUUUUACGAAUCUUACACAAGCAAUACAGGGUAAUUUUAUUACUUGUCUUUCUCCAGAUUAGGUCUGGACAUGCUGGUGUUUUUUCUAUGUAUACCUAGUGAUUUGUGGUGGUUUUUAAUAUUUAGAGAUGAGAGCUCUGCACAUUUUGUACGUAGCCUUUACUGCAUUACUACAUCAUUGGGUUUAUCAGGUGCUGCAUUAGAGGUCACUCGUCUUCGUUUAAAGGGAUACUUGGAUUUGAGUUCAGUAAGUAUGUGGCAUGUGGUAGACGAAUACUUAUUUAUUGUUUGGCUGUAUUAAGAACUACACCAAGCAUUUAGAUGUUGACUAAUCCCCAACCUCUCAGUAGACAUCCGUGCUUUCUGUAUUCUUACUCUAUGCAUAUCUAAAGGUAAUCCCUGCCUUCCUGCAGUGCAGUGCAGGGUUGCACCGUGCUGCUCCUUCCUCUCUCUUCAUAUCAUCUCAUCACAUCUCUCACCACUAACAUCAGUUUUUAACCCGUCCUCACUUUUCACUCAUCCUCGAACGGCUGUUUUUGAAAGGGCUAUCUUUUCCCUCAUGUGGAAAACACAUGAGUGGAAGUGGAAGUGGAAGAACGAGCCGGAAGCUGACGUGGAAACGUACGGCACUCCUUCCUCACGGCUGUGCACUCUGAGAGCAGAGCGCCCCCUACUGAUCCCUCCUACAAAGCAGUACUGCUGACUUGCCUGUACGCUGGCUCCCUCUCACCCUUGGUCUUUUGUGAUCUGUGAAUAUAAUGAACUCCAUUUUGAUUUUCCUUGUGAGAUCAUGUACUACUUGAACAAAUGUCCAGACUCAUCUCUUUUUUUUUUUUUUUUUUUUUUUUCCAAUCUUGAUGUACAGUAUCAGGAAGCAGAUAUUUUCUCUCAGGGAACCGUUUCUUUAACGUGUUCCUAAAAACAUUUUCUACACUGUUUGUUGCACAAACUUUUUGAGAAGCCUUCUGCACUGUGUAAAUGAUUACAUAGGGGAAGGGACAAGGGGGUGGGUGGGCUGUCCACUGGGCUCGAAUCAAGAUUUGUAAAUAUCUUUUCAUACGGCAGAACUUUUGAUAAUGUUUUAAACAUUUCUGUAAAAAGAUGUCUAUAUUAGUUUCCUGGAAGCAGAUGAAAGAGUGUAGACCAUAUCUGAAUUUAUCUGUACAGUGAAAGCACUGGAUUUCUUUACUACUUGAUUGUAACUAAAAAUUAAUCAGCCAAAGUGUUUUUUUUUUCUUUUUAUUUGCUGUUUAUUAUAAUUUAAUUAGUCUCUUAACAGUAAAUCAUUGCAGAAGUAGGCAUUGAUUGUGUAUUUAAUUCUAUAUAAUAGAUUAUGUGUUGAAAGAGAGGAUUAUGAGUUUAAUUUAUUGGUGCCUUGUUUGUGUAUAUUUUUCAUUAAUGUUAUUUCCUCUUUUUAUUCCUUCCUCCUGUGUGUAGGGUUUUGUGGGGUGUAGGGUAUUUGGGGUUAACCUAGCAACACUGUACUUACAUGGGAUAUCUGUACUGUAUGCCAAAAUGGUCUCACUCACGUUUCUAUGAAAAACGAGCUGUUGAUAAAUAUCUCUAUAUAUUGAUAUAUUA